Messenger RNA from Calliphora vicina (urban bluebottle blowfly), 2508 nucleotides. RefSeq names its product nucleoprotein TPR. Bases 170 to 2230 code for a protein of 686 amino acids. NCBI's taxonomy places the organism in Eukaryota, Metazoa, Arthropoda, Insecta, Diptera, Calliphoridae. The record is from RefSeq and is a predicted model, not a curated record. The transcript is spliced from 8 exons.
UUUUUACCGUUUUAUUAAAAAAUCUACCGUUAAACAACAGCAACGAAGUCUACUUCAUCCUUUUGGCCUGAGCAAAAUUUGUGACAAUAAUACAACAAAACAAAAUACAACUAAAGCUACAACAACAAUAAAAAUUUAUACAAAAAUCUUUCAACAGUAACCCACAAUAAUGUUGGCCGGCAUAAGGAAACGUUUAGCACGCAAACAACUUGAUAUCAAAGAAUGUGAAGAUGAUGAUAAAGAUGAUUUGCAUGCGACAGCGUUUGUGCCACCCACCAAUUAUAUAAAAAUUUCUCAAGGAAAAAUACAAUUAGUACAUCAGCCGCCGCCGCCGACACCAACAACAACGCCCUCAACACUGCUGCCGCCGCCACCCUGCUCACCACCACCCUCAUUCAGCAGCCAGCAUAUAUGCAAUGGUUUGGAGUCGCCCAACGACAAGGAUAAAAUUGAGCAUCGGAUUGUAGAACUUGAAGCGGCUCUGCUAAGAUUGCAGGAAAAAGUUAAUAAUAGCCAAUGCGGGUCACCAACAUUUGAAAAAGAACUGCGUCAGCAAUUGGAAAACAUGAGUCGUGUUAUUAAAUCCAAGGAGCGUAAACAAUUGCAAACAUGCCGGGACCAUAAAGCUUUACAGACACGUUUUGCUCGCCAAGAAAAUUUGCUACACACUUUACAACAGGAAAAUAAAGCGCUCCUGUUACGUGUACGUCAAUACGAACACUGCUUAGAUGAUGUUAUGCGUAAAGUGGUGGACGCCAUUGUGGCCGAAGAUAAUCUGCGUGAAGAGGUGUCACUUUUAAAGGGUCGAGUACGUGAUUUAGAAGCGCAAAAUGCAGCUUUAUCGGCGAGUCCCGCUAAGGGUCGCGAUGAGGGCUAUUGUACGAUGAGUAGUGGUCAACCACAACCUUCAAAUGGUCAUUUGGAAGAUUUACCUGAAGAGCCGGAACAAUGGCUGUUGCCGGCUGAACCGUGUUCAACGGAAAUGGAAGACUGGAGUAUGUCGCAAGAAGAAUUGGCUGUGAUAACAUUAGAUGACGAUAGAGAACUACAACAUAGAAGGCAACAGAAACUAAGUGAACAUGACUGGAUAUGGAAUUCAACGGAUUUGCUCAAUUCGACAAUGGUGGAAACCGAUUCGGUUGGUGACAAUAUAUCACAACUGUUGCAACAAAAGAUUAUAUAUUCGGAAGAUGAAGAAGUAGCCUGUACAGAAUUUACCAAUGAUUUCUACAAGCUAGUUAAUAUACGUUCCAGUUCCGCACGCAGUCUUUAUUCAUACAUUGAGGGCGAUACAGAUGAUGAAGAUGACGAUGAGGACGAUGAAGAUAGCGAAGAUGAUGAUGAUGACGAGGAGGAUGAUGGCAAUUCAAGUUUAUCGCCCAGUCAUAAACGUUUACGCUCAAAAGUUUUAAAAUCCCGCCAAAAACAACCUAGUCCUACACCUAGUGAAGCUGGUAGGGCCCAGGUGACAAGCUGUUCCUCUAGUGAAACCGAUGAUUUCUCCCACUGUACCACACAUCAGGAAAUAACACUGCAAACCCUAAAAGAAAACGAAAUUAUAGGCGAAGAAGAAGUAGCUGUAAAUGAAGAUGAACAAACUCUCGACCAGCAUAGUGAUAUCGAAAUUGAAGAGGUUCAAUUGGAUGGCGAAUUACAAACACCGCCCGUAAUAAUAAUGAAUCACACCAAUCAUCAGCGACAUUUGAGCGAACACAUGACCGAAAAGGAGUGCAUAGAGCAAAUAAUUAAAACAGAACUGAGCAGGACACCCAGGCAUAAACUAAUGAAGUCUCAAUCGACCAUCGAGGAAAGAGAAACCAAUAAUAUAUUGAGAAAUCGUCAACAGCAAAACGAUAAACUUUCCCAAGUGGUUAGAAGUGGUAGUGUGAACGGUAAUUUAGUUACUAAGGCCAGAUAUCAAGAAAGAAUACAGAAUACAAAUAAUUCCUGGAGACGCAGCAAUGGCUGGAAAAGGGUUAUAUCACCCUCCCACUCUCCCACAGUAGCAUCUCCUAAAAAGGAAACAAAACCCUCAGACUUAAAAAGUCCUCCUAAGCCAACACCCACACGCAUACCCUCAUGCAAGCCAACUUCCACAUGCCCCAACAAUCAACAGCAACAAAAAGUCUCAACAAAUACAACUACUACUCAUCUCCAAACUUCUCAACAAUCUACACGUAAAUCGAAAAUUCCUCCUCCUGUUCCCGUAAGACGUUCCUAUGCUAGUUAAAUCUUAUUAUAAAGACUUGUUAAUUUCAAUGAAAUUCUGAAAUUAAUCCAUUUGAGGUUCUUUUGUAUAUAGAAAGAAAUAGAAGUGCGUCAUAGUUUAAGUUUAAUUAAUAAGUCCGAAAAACAUUUAUUAAAAAAAAGACUAAUAUGUGAUAUACAUUUGAAAAAUAUUUAAAAAAAAAGAAAAUUAUUAUUAACAUUAGAAACUAAAAACACCAAAUUAAACAACAGACAAAUUAACUGCCGUUUCAAUAGACUUUAAACAAGUAAUCAAAAGAA